AUGACAGAUCAGCCUCACAAAAAAGCAAAAAUAGAAGAAGAACAAAAAUCGCAGCUGAUCGUCCAAUUUUACAACGCAGAAGGUAUUCCAGUAGGACCUGAACUGGACAUGCCAGAUUCUGUGAACCCAGAUGAGCUUGAACAAGCUCUUAAUUCAAUUCAAGAUUCUCAAGAAAGCUAUGCAUUUUAUUUAUCCAAUAUAGAAGUCCGAAAAACCCUAAAAGAUGCAUGCAAAGAAGCAACUCACCCAUAUGAAAUUGUGGUACCACUCACAUUCCACCCACAAAGCUUGUUCCGAGUGGCUCCCGCAACAAGAGCAACCAGCUGCCUUGAAGGCCACACAGAAGCAAUUUUAUGUGUCCAGUACAGUCCAGAUGGAAUGAACUUGGCAUCUGCUGGAGGCGAUACGACAGUAAGGCUCUGGGACGUUUUGACUGAAACUCCUUUCCGAACUAUGGAAGGCCACAGCAACUGGGUGCUUCUUGUAAGCUGAAGCCCAGAUGGCAAAAAACUCGCAUCAGCUGGAGUGGAUGGAACUAUUCGUCUAUGAAAUCCAGAAACUGGUGAACAAAUCGGGAAGCCUCUUGCAGGACACAGAAAAUGGGUUAAUGCAUUAGCAUGGGAGCCUUUUCAUGUGAAUCCAGAUUCAAGUAAACUUGCCUCUGGGUCAAAGGAUAACACAAUCAGAGUAUGGGAUAUUACAACACACACAGUUAUUUACACAAUUUCAGGGCACUCAGCAUCUGUCUCCAAAGUGCUAUGGGGUGGAAGUGGGUAUAUUUAUUCGAGCUCUCAAGACAGGACUGUUAAGGUUUGGGAUGGACAGACCGGAAGAUUAGUUAGAGAGCUUAAAGGGCAUGCUCACUGGGUAAAUCAGCUUUCUGCAAGCACUGAUUUUGUGCUUCGAACAGGAUUUUACGAUCCUUUUGCCCAAGAGCAGGCGCAAGAAAACCAAAAACAAUCUAUUGCCCUCGAAAGAUUUAAAAAAAUCGAAGGAAAAGGAGAGCGCCUGGUUUCAUGCUCUGAUGACUUCACAAUAAUUCUAUGGACACCUGGAGCAACAAAAGAUCCAGUCGCUAGAAUGACUGGGCAUCAGCAAUUAGUAUCUCAAGUGAGCUAUUGCUUAGGAAGGCUCUAGCUCGUCCUGGACUAGAAACUUUCUCUCCAACUCAUGGUGUUGGCUUUGAGCCAAAAGUUGUCAAAACAAUUUCAAGAAUUGAGAAUGCACUUGCCAUUUGUAAACGCGUGGAGUUAGCUUGGCAAUUUUUGGUUUCAAGCUAGAGAGUUGGAGAAAAAGUUACUAGUCCAAGACGAGCCAAAAGUUAUCCUGGACUAUACUCACCAGAUGGGCAUUUUGUAGUUUCUGCUUCUCAUGAUAAGUCUGUUAAGCUUUGGGAUGGGUUCAAUGGACAGUUUUUGUCAAAUUUUAGAGGGCAUGUUGGAGCAGUUUAUCAAGUGUGCUGGUCUCCGGAUUCAAGAAUGUUUGCAACUGGGUCUAAAGACAGCACUGUAAAAAUCUGGAGCAUGAAGAAAAAAGGACUUCUUGUAGAUCUACCAGGGCAUGCUGAUCAAGUUUACACAUUAGAUUGGAGUCCUGAUGGAUUGAAAUUAGCUUCUGGUGGAAGAGAUCGAAUACUAAAUAUUUGGCGAAGCUAA
Molecule: messenger RNA, 1655 nt
Organism: Blepharisma stoltei
Lineage: Eukaryota; Ciliophora; Heterotrichea; Heterotrichida; Blepharismidae
Source: the annotation of a GenBank genome assembly